Capsella rubella is the source of this 2802-nucleotide messenger RNA. Its product is annotated as potassium channel KAT1. Gene Ontology annotation, cellular component: membrane. The record is from RefSeq and is a predicted model, not a curated record. Gene Ontology annotation, molecular function: voltage-gated potassium channel activity. Gene Ontology annotation, biological process: transmembrane transport; potassium ion transport. The coding region runs from base 608 to 2608 and encodes 666 amino acids. NCBI's taxonomy places the organism in Eukaryota, Viridiplantae, Streptophyta, Magnoliopsida, Brassicales, Brassicaceae. The transcript has 9 exons.
GUUGUGUCUAUAUAUCUACCACUCCCAUCUUCAAAAUGCCUAAGAGAGUGGACAUCAACAACACACCAUUUUCAUGUAUCUCAUCAAGUAAAAAUACAAGAUUGCGUUUGCUCUUCUUCUUUCUUCUUCUUCUUCUUCUUCUUCCUCUUUAGAAUCUUCUAUUUCCUGUCAAAAAAAGAGAAAAGAAAACAUGAUGAUUUCCACCGCGAAAGCUCAAUGUUUGCCACUCAAGUUCUGCCUCAUGUCUCAAGAUCUUUGAAUUCUACACACUCACUACUCCUCUGUUCCGCGUUUUACGCCUUUUUUCUUCACCAUUGUUUGCUUCUUUGCAGUCGAAACCAUAUUGGUAUUUUUUCAGUGUUAAUGGCGCACUGAGUCUGUGUAAAAGCCGUUAACCUUUCCCCUGCCAAAUUUAUUAUUUUUCUCACACCCAUCAAAAGAAAAAAGAUAACAAAUGGGUCAGAGCAAGUUGCCAUAAAGGUCCCAACAGAAGAAGAAAAGACAAGUUUCCCCGUGUCACUUUGUCACAAGCUUCAUCACUAUUUAUAACUACCUUGCCAAGAAGAAAGCCAUAACUGUUUCUUUGUCCCUAAAGAUCAUCAAAAAGAUGUCGAUCUCUCGUACCCGAAGCUUCUUCGAAAGAUUCUGCGUCGAUGAAUACAAUAUUGACACAAUCAAACAGAGUAGUUUCCUCUCUGCUGAUCUCUUACCAUCUCUUGGAGCAAGAAUUAACCAAUCUACUAAGCUCCGUAAACACAUAAUCUCUCCUUUUAAUCCACGAUAUAGAGCAUGGGAGUUGUGGCUAGUCUUGCUAGUUAUUUACUCAGCCUGGAUUUGCCCAUUUCAGUUUGCUUUCAUCACAUACAAAAAAGACGCGAUUUUCAUCAUCGACAACAUUGUUAAUGGCUUCUUUGCCAUUGAUAUUAUUCUCACCUUCUUCGUCGCUUAUCUCGAUAGCCACUCCUAUCUCCUAGUUGACAAUCCUAAGAAAAUAGCAAUAAGGUACCUUUCGACAUGGUUUGCUUUUGAUGUGUGUUCCACCGCACCAUUUCAGCCAUUGAGCCUCUUGUUUAACUACAACGGAAGCGAACUAGGAUUCAGAAUUCUCAGCAUGCUCAGGUUAUGGCGUCUCCGAAGAGUUAGCUCGCUCUUUGCAAGGCUUGAGAAAGAUAUACGUUUCAACUAUUUCUGGAUACGAUGCACAAAACUCAUCUCGGUCACUUUGUUCGCUGUACAUUGUGCUGGAUGUUUCAACUACCUGAUUGCAGAUAGAUAUCCAAAUCCAAGAAAGACAUGGAUUGGAGCUGUGUAUCCAAAUUUCAAAGAAGCAAGUCUCUGGACUAGAUACGUGACCGCGCUUUACUGGUCAAUCACGACAUUAACGACCACUGGAUAUGGAGAUUUGCAUCCUGAGAAUCCUAGAGAAAUGCUUUUCGACAUUUUCUUCAUGCUGUUCAACCUCGGCUUGACGGCUUACCUCAUUGGAAAUAUGACCAACCUCGUCGUUCAUUGGACUAGCCGAACCAGAAUCUUUAGGGAUACAGUUAGAGCUGCAUCAGAGUUUGCAUCAAGAAAUCAACUCCCACAUGACAUACAAGACCAGAUGUUAUCACACAUUUGCUUAAAGUUCAAGACAGAAGGAUUGAAACAACAAGAGACCUUGAACAAUCUACCAAAAGCAAUCCGGUCUAGCAUUGCAAACUACCUCUUCUUCCCCAUUGUUCAAAACAUUUAUCUAUUUCAAGGAGUUUCGCGUAACUUCCUCUUUCAACUGGUUUCAGAUAUAGAUGCUGAGUAUUUCCCACCUAAAGAAGAUAUAAUCCUACAAAACGAAGCUCCUACGGAUCUUUACAUUCUUGUCUCAGGAGCAGUGGACUUUACAGUAUAUGUUGAUGGACAUGAUCAGAUUCAAGGGAAGGCAGUUAUUGGAGAUUCUUUUGGAGAGAUUGGUGUUUUAUGCUAUAGACCACAACCAUUCACGGUAAGAACAACCGAGCUGUCUCAAAUUCUUCGGAUAAGCAGAACGUCGCUGAUGAGCGCGAUGCACGCUCAUGCUGAAGAUGGAAGGAUUAUAAUGAACAAUCUAUUCAUGAAACUUAGAGGACAACAGGCAAUAGCAAUUGAAGAUUCGAAUAGUGGUCAAGAAAACAGAGAUUCCAAAAUAAUGGGAUGGGAAGAGUGGAGAGAUUCAAGAAAAGAUGGGUAUGGUUUAGAUGUUACGAAUCCGAUUUCCGACAAUGCUCUAAUGGAUGCAAUUCAUAAGGGAGAUACUGACUUGGUUAAGAAGAUACUUCAAGAACAAAAGUUAGAGAGAGCUAAAGAGGAAAGAUCAAAUUGUGAACCGAAAGAAGAUAUGUAUUGCAGCUCAAGCAACCAAACCAUCAAGCCAUGUAAAAGAGAGGAGAAGAGAGUUACCAUCCACAUGAUGUCACAGCGCAAGAAUGGGAAGUUGAUACUCUUACCAUCAUCCAUAGAAGAGCUUCUAAGACUUGCAAGUGAAAAGUUUGGAGGUUGCAGCUUCUCAAAGAUCACCAAUGCAGACAACGCCGAGAUUGACGAUUUAAAUGUGAUUUGGGAUGGUGAUCAUUUGUACUUUUCAUCAAAUUGAGUUUCAAAACUCAGACUUCAUUCAUAGAGCAUGUAUAUCUGCAGGUAAAAUAUACAUAUUCCACAAAAGUGAGUUUGUCUUCGUUAGUAAUUGAACUUAAGGUUAUCAAACUCUAACAUGUAACCAUCUAAAGUUUCUUUUGUGAGAAAAAACAAAUUAAAUGUUGUUGUUAGGGUGAAUUGUAACUGCACAUC